AGAAAGCUAAGAAUACAAGAACGAAAAGUAGAAAAACUGUUCAAGAGAAGAAGCAAAGAAAAUCUCGUCUUUGGGGGUUCUGAGAAAACGAUGGAUAGGCUUGAUGGUCCACCACGCCUCUUACUAGUCACUGAUCUUGAUUGCACUUUGGUUGAUCACGAUGACCCUGAGAACACCGAUCUGCUUAGAUUCAACGCGCUGUGGGAAGCUCAUUACCGCCAUGAUUCGCUCCUUGUUUACUGCACCGGAAGGUCUAUGCGUUCUUACUUGAGUUUAAGGAACAAGAAGCCACUGUUGACUCCGGACAUCGCCAUAACCUCUGUCGGUUCUGAGAUUGCGCACGGCGGAGAAUCUAUGGUGUCGGAUGAUGUCUGGGAGGCUCGUUUGGGUGAAAUGUGGAGCAGAGAGAUUGUUCUCGAGGAAACUUCUAAGUUCCCUCAACUUGAACCGCAGCCAGAUAAGAGCCAAGAGCAGCACAAAGUGAGUUUCUUUGUGGGAAGAGAACAUGCUUUGGAAAUAAUGAAGGUUCUUCCAGGGAGAUUAUUGGAGCGUGGGGUGGAUGUGAAGCUGGUCUAUAGCAACGACUAUGCUUUCGAUGUUUUACCAAAAGGAUCUGGCAAAGGAGGUGCGCUGACUUAUCUACUUGAAAAGCUGGAGAGUGAAGGGAAGCAGCCUACUAACAUACUUGUUUGUGGUGACUCUGGAAACGAUGCUGAGCUCUUCAAUGUUCCUCAAGCAUAUGGUGUAAUGGUUAGCAAUUCGCACAAAGAACUAUUGCAAUGGCAUGAAGAGAAUGCAAAGGAUAACCCAAAAAUAAUCCUUGCGUCCGAGAGAUGUGGAGCUGGGAUGAUAGAAGCCUUACAAGGGUUUAAUCUGGGACCAAGCGUCUCUCCAAGAGAUGGUUUGGAUACUGAGAACUUCCACGUGGAAGUUUUGGAUCCUGCUAAUGAGGUGGUUCAGUUUUAUUUGCUUUACGAGAAAUGGCGAUGUGGAGAGGUGGAGAAGUCUGAUAAGUACUUGGAGAACUUGAAAUCGCUCUCUAGUCCACUUGGUAUGUUUGUUCAUCCGUCUGGAGUUGAGAAGCCUAUACACGAGUGGAUAGAUGAUUUGGUUAAUUUACAUGGGGAAGGGAAGGAAGAGAAGUUUCGCAUUUGGUUGGAUAGAGUUUCGACUUCUCUUAUCAGCCCAGAAACAUGGAUUGUAAAAUUUGACAAGCAUGAGUUAUCUGAUGGAAAAGUGCGGUCGUGUUCGACAAGAGUCUUGCUAAGUUGUCAGGAGGAAAAGGAAAAGCUGACGUGGAUGCACAUCCAACAAUCAUGGUUAGAUGGUUCCUGUUCAGAUGAUCAAGACAAAUGGAUAUUCUGAAACUGGACUGACAUAUUAAGCUGAUACUUCACCUGUUUGGGACAAGAACUAACCAGAAGAGCACAGUGUCUGUGUGUUGUGUUAUGUAUUGGCCUUCACUGAUACUCUUUUUACAUAUCUUGAAAAGUAAUAAAUAAGGGAAGAUUGUACCUGAACUGGUCUGUAUUUGAUCAUAAUUGGUUUGUCUAUGACCUUUUGGGGGCAGGGAGGGUUUUUGGGGUCUCUACAACAAAACCCUACAUUUAUUUAUUUAUUUCAUGUAAUCUGCUAACACUUGAUUUGCUUCAUUGUUCGUGUGUUGAUAGUUGUCUUAAUGACACUGAUUAAGAAGGGAUUUGUGUAUGAUUUUUGGUUUGCAGGGAUUGUUUUGUACCACAACAACAACAUUUUGUAUA
Messenger RNA from Brassica oleracea var. oleracea, 1760 nucleotides. Its product is annotated as probable sucrose-phosphatase 3a. Gene Ontology annotation, biological process: sucrose biosynthetic process. The coding region runs from base 91 to 1365 and encodes 424 amino acids. Lineage: Eukaryota; Viridiplantae; Streptophyta; Magnoliopsida; Brassicales; Brassicaceae. The transcript is spliced from 8 exons. Gene Ontology annotation, molecular function: magnesium ion binding; sucrose-phosphate phosphatase activity. The record is from RefSeq and is a predicted model, not a curated record.